This is a messenger RNA of Engraulis encrasicolus (European anchovy), 3634 nucleotides long. RefSeq names its product sodium/potassium/calcium exchanger 1-like. Gene Ontology annotation, biological process: calcium ion transmembrane transport; intracellular calcium ion homeostasis. Gene Ontology annotation, molecular function: calcium channel activity; calcium, potassium:sodium antiporter activity. Gene Ontology annotation, cellular component: plasma membrane. The transcript has 8 exons. NCBI's taxonomy places the organism in Eukaryota, Metazoa, Chordata, Actinopteri, Clupeiformes, Engraulidae. Bases 571 to 2586 code for a protein of 671 amino acids. The record is from RefSeq and is a predicted model, not a curated record.
UAUGUGCCAUCCAAAGGCAUCCAAAACCGUAUUGAACAGCUAUGAACACAUCGUAUAGUUCAUGAACUAUGAGGAGGUAUGAAGUGAUGACCUCAGUCCUAUAAUCUGUUCUCCAGUCAGUGGAGAGAUAAUACAUAAGCCUCAGCAUUUCAAUUCCGACACGCACCACAUUGAUUGACCGUGCAGUGUCAGAUAAAGAGGUCCUCGUGACUCCACAGUCAAAGUAAUUGCUACGUGUAGUCAUAGCAACAGGUGCUUGCGUCUUGCCUCUUUCCACAUUGAGAGACAUCCUCAGCGUCAGUGCGACUAUGCGCGUGUGCAUAUGAAAAGGCUUGCACUCUGCGCGCAGCAAUGACUCGUCCUCCGUACAAGUUUCCACCGAUUGGUGUUCAACAGGUCGGUCGCGAGGAGAGAGAUGCGCGGAACGCCCGAGCAAGCUCGCACAGCUGGCCGUGCGCUGCAGGGACUGCCUGUGCGUUUCUGUAAUAUAUUAUCGGUAGUGGCUAGUCUGGAUACAGUAUUUGGACAGCUCUUGACUCCAUCAUCUAACAGCUGAAGAUAGCAGAUAGAAUGCAUUCCAAGUCCAGAGGUAAGCUCAGGUGGGGAAGAUCUGCUUGCCUCCUGACUGCUCUCCUGAUGUGUUGCGUCUACCAGCUCUCCAGGCAACAGGGAGCAGGCACAGCUGACAGUGAGGAUGAUGAUGAGCACCGCUUUCUCUCCCGGGAGUUGCGUCGAUCCAAACCCAGGAGGACGGACGCCCCACCGAUCCACACGCCCUCUCCUCCGCCCCACAACUGGACCAGGCACCUCACCAGGCAGUGUAUCUACAUCGAGCCGCUGCCCCGGCCACCCACCACCUACAUCCCCCUCGUGACCCCUGAACCCACCCCCACACCUGCCGCCCCUCCAGGUGAUGCUCCCCGCAUGAAGGGGGACUACCCAAAGGACCUGUUCACGGUGGAGGAGCGGAAGAAGGGCUGGGUCAUCCUCCACCUGAUGGGCAUGAUCUACAUGUUUGUGGCUCUGGCCAUGGUGUGUGAUGAAUUCUUCGUGCCGACACUGGGGGUCAUCUCGGAGCAGCUGGCCAUCUCGGACGACGUGGCGGGGGCUACCUUCAUGGCGGCGGGCGGCUCUGCGCCCGAGCUCUUCACCUCUCUCAUCGGCGUCUUCGUCUCCCACAGCAACGUGGGCGUGGGCACCAUCGUGGGCUCGGCGGUCUUCAACAUCCUCUUCGUGAUCGGCAUGUGCGCGCUGACCUCACGCUCGCUGCUGCACCUCACCUGGUGGCCGCUGUUCCGCGACGUCUCCUUCUAUGUGCUGAGCCUGCUGCUGCUCAUCCUCUUCUUCCUGGACAGCGCCAUCCGCUGGUGGGAGAGUGCCGUGCUGCUGGCGGCCUACGUGGCUUACGUGACGUUCAUGAAGCACAACGAGCAGCUGGAGACCAUGUUCAAGGAGCAGCUCCGGAAGCACCAGAGCAUCGUCAGUACCAUGGGGAUGGCAGAGAGUGAGAAGGACUGUGAAUCUCCUCCGCCUGAAGACAGCAAAGCUCCAGAGCCGUGUCGUAGAGACAGUGGUAUGCUGAAGGUAAAGCCUCCUUUGCAGCGUGGUGGAAGUUUGGCAUCGCUUCAUAACAGCACGAUGAGAAACACCAUUUAUCAUUUAAUGAUUAAUACCCUAAACCCCCUGGAAGGGUCCAAGCAGAGCCAGCCCCCAUCGGUCUCAGUGCAGGUGACACCCCCUCCUGAACCCUCCACCUCUCAGCCUGCCAAGCAAGAGGAGAAGAGAGAGGGCAUGGAGAAGGAGAAGGAGGCUGAGGAUGACGAGAGUAGUGAUGAAGAUGACAGCGAUGAUGACGAUGACAGUGACGACUGUGAUGACUGCAGUGAUGACAGCAGCAGCAGCAGCAGCAGUGACUGCUGUGACACCAGCGAGGAUGAGGAGGGUGAUGAAGAUAAGGAGGAGAAGGAUGAGCCGCUGUCAUUAAAGUGGCCCGACACACAGAACAAACAGGCCACCUUCCUCUUCCUCCUGCCCAUCCUCUUCCCCCUCUGGCUCACCAUACCUGACGUACGACGACCAGAAUCCAAGAAGUAUUUUGUGGGUACAUUCCUGGCCUCUAUCGUAUGGAUAGGCGUGUUUUCUUACCUCAUGGUGUGGUGGGCCCAUCAGGUGGGUGAGACCAUUGGCAUCUCAGAGGAGAUCAUGGGUCUGACCAUCCUGGCUGCGGGCACCUCCAUCCCUGACCUCAUCACCAGUGUCAUAGUGGCCCGUAAGGGGCUGGGAGACAUGGCUGUGUCCAGCUCAGUGGGCUCCAACAUCUUUGACAUCACUGUUGGGUUGCCGGUGCCGUGGCUGCUGUUCUCCCUGUGGCAUGGUGGCAGUGCGGUGCCGGUCAGCAGCAACGGACUCUUUUGCUCCAUCGUGCUCCUCUUCCUCAUGCUGCUCUUGGUCAUCGUCUCCAUCAUGGCGUGCCGCUGGAGGAUGAGCCAGCAUCUGGGUCUUGCCAUGUUCGUGCUCUACUUCCUCUUCCUGCUGCUCAGCGUGCUGUUGGAGAAACGCAUCCUGCGCUGCCCUAUCUCAGUGUGAUAUCAUUGGGGAGUGGGGAGCUACCUGAUUUGGUGUCUGGCCACAAACUGUGUGCUGCCACAGGAAAUAGCAAUUAAUAGGAGAUUCUUACUUGCCACUGGGUUCCAUCCUAGGACAGGAAAUGGCAUGUAGGGAUGCAUGGCUGCGAUUUGAUGAAAAGCCAGCUGUUGAUGAAAAGCCAUAAAGCUGAGAGCUGUGCUGUGACUCUAAAUGUCAGCUAAGUAAUGUGUGAUCGCUUCUGUUGCUUAUCAAAGCACAUGAACCCACUUAACAUCCUGUCCACUUCAUAUCCUUCAUCAGUGCUGGAUGGAGGAAUGGACCCACAGAAGGUAUUUGAAGCUUUCACACAAGGACUUAAAACACACAGACACACAAAGCACAUGGACGAAGCCAAUUCAAAGCUGUACACAUUAAGGAUUAAAAUGUCUUUCCAUCAUGUCAUCACCACAAUUGACAACAAAUGUAUAUGUACCAAUUGUGCAAUCAUGUGAACAGUUAAUGCUAUAUGAACUGAACGACUCAUAAUGCACUCCAUAGCCAUGUACCUACCUUAUCAUCCACCUGUACCAUAUUGGAGCAUUGAAGCUCUCAUUGGAUUUCCAGUUGUGCAGUGGCGUCCAUAGACCUCAAUGGUGACCAUUAACCAAAACUAGCAGAUCAGAAGUUCUGUCAGAUUACGAAAUAAUAUGAUAUGGGCAGGGCGUAACAAGGUGGAUGUAUGUACAUUUAUUAGCAUACAGGGCUAUGGAAGAACCCGUUAACUCUUCUGAAUAACUGCAAGAUCAAUGUGUGAGAUUGUAUCCAUUAUCAAGUCCACCAUAUGAGUGCCUUCCAUCACAUUGUGCUUCUGUAACACUCACUCAUAGAUUAUCAAACUAGUUUAUUUUUCAGUCAGUAAAUGUAAGGUUGAGGAGUUUUUACGAAAUAGAUAUACUGUAUUUGUGUGGUGUUGUAGACCAUUCUGUUGACUGGUUCCAGAAAGGAGAGAUGAAAUUCAAAGUCUGUAUACCUUACACAUGGUGCGAAUACAGCACCUAGCAAAGGAAAU